Molecule: messenger RNA, 2423 nt
Organism: Stylophora pistillata
Lineage: Eukaryota; Metazoa; Cnidaria; Anthozoa; Scleractinia; Pocilloporidae
Biological process (GO): inflammatory response; toll-like receptor signaling pathway
Cellular component (GO): plasma membrane
Molecular function (GO): signaling receptor activity
Source: RefSeq, a predicted model, not a curated record
UUGUAUUAUAUUUCAUUCAUUUGAUGACUUCGUGGGUGAAUCGGUACAUGCUUCAUUUGGUACGUUCAACUAGGAGACCAUCGCGUGUGCAAGACGGCAUUAGAAUUUGGAAACCCUUUCAGCAAACGCAACCUUGAAUUCAAAGGAAGCGCCGAGAUAAACAAUGAACAAAUCCCUCCAUCCUAUCAUCAUCUUUUUCUGGGGCAAUAUUUUGUUCUUGCGUGCGCAAUGUCGAGGCACUCACGGGAUUCUUAAUGAUUCAAAGUUAUCGGAACACAAGGAACUCUGUUUCAGGAGAUGUGACUUUAGCUUUCAAGCGGAUGACAGGGGAAUAUCGAGUAAUGAGAUAGUUGGGCGUCGUUCAUGUUACGUAAAGUGUCUUCGAGAGGACGGAGAUGCAAAGUCUGUAAAGAGUGAACGGAGAGUUUUCGUUGAUGACCAAAAGACGUCACUCUUCAAUAGAAUCAGACGCAACGCCAACAACACGACCAACAAACAAAGUACUGGCGUUAAAAAUGAAGGCCUAGAAUGCUUGCUUGGCAUGCGCAAUGCUAGCAAUAAAACUGAUGCUAAGAAUGCUGACGGCAUACGGAUAGUGUUCCGCGAAAGAGAGGACACAGGAAGAUAUCAAGGGACUGUAACUUGGAAACCCUUGCAAAAUGAAAGUGAUGGAUACAAGAUAAUAGCAGUCUAUAAUCUGGGUAAAGCUGAAGUAAGUGUGGAAUGCGAAGUGGUUGCAAAGACUGUUAUGCUGUAUAACUUCACUAAUUCUUCAAACGGCAUUAUGAACGGUUCUAGGGUGGACGUUAUGGUUGUCUCCUAUCCACAUUUCGAAAAUCUGACUAAGUUACUAAAAGAUAGUCAGACGCACUGCAAAGUUCCAGCCGUCAAUGGAUGUUAUAAGCGAGACAUAACAACAAUGUCGCCAACAGGCCUGCAAAGUAGCAGCACUGCGAGGGGUCCUGCGAAGACAGAGCCGCCAUACCCAAGGGAAAAUGGUAACCGGACCACCAUGAUCCUUGUAGCUGUCUUUGUAACGUCGUGUGUAUCAUUUGUGGCUUUGGUAUUAGCCUUUGGGUACUACCGCCGACAUAAAAAACACAAAAGUACUAAGCUUGCGAAUCCUUUGACAGAGCUGAAAUUUGAGUUCGAUGCAUUCAUUAUAUACAGUUCAAAAGACUCAGAGUGGGUAGUAAAAACCCUUCUUCCAACUCUUGAGGAAAAGCAUGGGUUAAAGUGCUGUGUACACUACAGAGAUUUCACUCUUGGAAUACCUAUUCGGAAAAAUAUGGUUGACAGCGUUUACAAGUGCAAGAAAACGGUGGCUGUUGUCUCCACUAAUUUCUUCAAUAGUAACUACUGCGGAUCUGAGCUAGAUUACGCCCUCCACCGACUCAUGGAAAAAAAUGAUAACAGCUUAGUUGUUGUCAAACUUGAUGAUGUUGACAGAAAUAAAUUGCCGAAGGAACUUCAAAACAGGAGCUACAUAGACUAUCCAAAGUCAAUUGAAAAGGAAACCUGGGAGAAAAAAUUGAUAAAAUGUUUGAAGGUCAAUAGCUAAAGAGAAAAUUAUGAUUGACUCUACAUCAGCACUAUAACGGCAUGCAUUUUCAGCGUGUAAUAAGAACAACAAGAGCAUUUAUUAGCAUUGCAACUUGUAAAGUCAAAACUUGCAAGUUACCCGUUGAAAUAAUGUACUUUGUGUCUUUUUCGCAGAAGUAAAGUGAAAGUUUGACCUUAAUAAUUAGGUUGUAAACAGUCUCUUUUUGCAUGUCAGCAUUAGAACAGAUUAGUCGCGUGAAACAUAUCUUCAAGGAAGAUUUACGAAUAACAUUCAUAAAAGCUUUAGUUUUUUUAAGUAGAUUGUACUACUGUUCUUUGGUUUGGUUUAACAUCACUGAUACAAACAUUAGGAAGUUGCAAAGUGUUCAAAUUUUUUCUGCCCGCAUAGUUAGCGAUACUAAUUAUAAGAUAUACGACUACGUAUCUCAAAUGUUAAAGAGACUGAGGUGGCUCUCAGUAAAAACCAAUUUAUAUUUUAGAGAUGCAGUUAUGGUAUUUAAAUGUAUGACGGGCAUGGCCCAAGACCAUUUAAGUAACAAAUUUUUCUCUAGAGGUAACAUAAGUGGGCGGGCGAAUAGAACUUCCCACAAUUAAAUAUUCCAUUAUCGAAACAAAAACAGGGCAGCGAUCCUCUUCUUAUAGAAUUGUUAAAAUAAGGAAUAAUUUACCCCCUGAAAUAAAUCUGAGCCAAUCUCUAAAUAAUUUUAGCGUAGUUUGAGAGAGCAUCUUUUGAAAGAUUCCUUACGAUGAGUCAUUUUGUCAUCUUUUAGCUAGCCUUAAAUACUAAUUUUUAUUUCUUUAAACUGUCACUGAAAAACCCUCAUGGGGAUUUGUCAGUAAAGUAUUAUAUUAUAAUAUUG